CGAUAAUAUUUCUGAAAUUUAGUCGUCGAUGAUGCUCUUUAACAGCGAAAUAACAACGACACUGGUUCUCGUGGACGGCAGUUCUAGUCUGGUGAGCACAAACAGUAAAACACAGUAAAAAUCAUGCUUUGGCCAAAGCGUGUUGGGAAAACGGCCAUCACAUCUCUCCCAUGGGGCAAAAUGUUUACGUCUGUUUCUUACUCAUGUCUCGCAGUUAACAAUUUCACGACAAGGUAUUCGCGAAGAAUAUUCAGGAGCGAGUUGUCCCUUGGGAGAUUAGCGCAAAUUUUAAUUGAUGGGUUAGCAUUCUGAUCCAGUGGCAAUGGCCCGUACCCUAGCGUACUGGACUAACAAAAAAUGCCGGUCAUCUGUGCAGGCGGUUUCUCAGUUGACUCUUACCCUGGCUUCUUGCGACUUCGCCGCUCGUUAUUGCGGCUUCGCCGCUUCUUAGCGCGCUCAAAUCGUUUAAAAAACGCCAAGCUACGCAGGCUACACACGUCCGAAUACUGAACUCGAAGUAUUGCUAGAGUAGAUCGUGCGAAAGUGUUAUUUCAUUAAUCUCCGUGGCUGUCGUUAUUUUCAAUGCACGUAAUGAAGGUUUUUUAAAGAGGACUACUACGUAACGACUGAGAUUACGGAUGUUUCUCAAAACGAUAGAGGUCAGUCAAAAUCUGGAACUCUUUUCUUGCAUUUUUAUUUGCACGUUUUAAACUUUCUUUUCGUAGGCCUUCCUAUCUUUACUUCAAUACCUCCAUUACUCGUUACCCCAAAAGAGCUCUCUACGCUUCGACAAACUUGCCAAGCUGUAGGGUUUCCACUUCCUGUGUUAAGCUGGACCAGAUUAGGAAUGCCUUUGCCUGUUGACAAGACUGAAGUAAAAGAUGGUAGUCUUACCAUAAAGACACUGAUCCCCGCUGACAGCGGACUGUAUGAAUGUGUGGCAACAAACAGCAUGGGUACAAAGAAAGCUAAGAUGAAUGUGGUUGAACAGAAAGGACCAAGUAAAGAUUGUGAUUGCUGGCGCAGCCGACGACCUGAAAGCCCAAGAUCAUCCUGGCACUAUAGCUACUUCAGUCAAAAGGUUGACGCAAUUGAUUUUCAAACUAAUGGUGACGUCAUCCUCGAGGGAUACCGCCUGUGGGGAGUGAGCNGGCAGGCUCAAAAGGAUAGAAGUUCAUUGAGAUCUGUAACACUUUUGCUGCAUUAUUAUUUGCAUGAUUUAAACAUUCUUUCCGUAGGUCUUCCAAUUUUUACUUCAACUCCUCCAUCACUUGUUACUCCUAAAGAGCUCUCUACUUUUCGACAAACCUGCCAAGCUGUAGGGUUUCCACCUCCUGUGUUAAGCUGGAACAGAUUAGCAAUGCCUAUGCCUGUUGACAAAACUGAAGUAAAAGAUGGUAGUCUGACUAUUAAGAAUCUAAGUCCUGCUGAUGGUGGAGUUUAUGAAUGUGUAGCAACAAACAGCAUGGGCACAAAGAAAGCUAAGAUGAAUGUGGCCGUACAGAAACAACCUAAAGAUUGUGAUUGCUGGCGCAGUCGCAGUCGACGACCUGAAAGUCCAAUUUUUUCAAGAUCAUCCUGGCAAUACUCCAGUCAAACGGUUGACGCAAUUGAUUUUCAAACUAAUGGUGACGUCAUCCUCGAGGGAUACCGUCUGUGGGGAGUGAACAGCGGUUCAACGACCUUUCAGGUCACCAUUCGUUUGUAUCGUGAGAGCUCUUUGGUAGCUGAAAAAACUGGGUCCUACAACACCAGAUCAGGUGUUAAAACAUUUGGAGUGCAUUUCUCACAAGAGAUUUCUAUUCGUGCAGGGCUGUUAUACACCGCAACAGCUCAAAUAACGACAAGUGCACGUUCUUUUUAUCACGAGGAUGGUAUGUCAAGUGCUUCAUGUUCUGGUGUCACAGUUACCUUUAAAUCGUCACCAAAAAGCACCAACGGUUCUAAAGUGAAUCGCGGCCAAAUACCGGGGCUUAUUUUCCGUUCUUCGUCAUGUUAAAAGUGAACUCAACAAUACAGAGUAGAGAUAUACCAUGGAACCCUAGUUUACAACCUGAGACUUUAAUCCUUUUGUACCGACCAUUUAUGACGACUUAAGAUAUUAAAACAAUCAGCCAUGUAUAUAACGAACAACAGUAGUCAUCACAUCAGAUAUGGCAAACAUCGGUCAUAAUCGAGAGUUCUGGAAGCCCAGGAACGAACAUUGCAUAUAAUGAAUACAGAAUUGAAUAAAUUUAAGCCUAGCGGUCGUGAUGACAAAAGACUAAUGAAAUGCUUCUGGCAAGUGAUUGAAAAUCAGUUCAUCACUUAGUUAAUUCAUUCUACUGAUAAUUAUUUACUAAGCCUCCUUCCCCCUCCCGACUUUUGGCGUAAAAUCUGAAUAAUGUUGCUAUUUGAGUGGGAAUUGAUGCUCUACAGGGGGUAGUCAGAAUACUUGUUUGAGAUGUGAGUUCCGUUUAUGGGAAAAUUUAUCUCCUAUAAGAAGCACCGGAAAAUAAAGAUCGUUAUAUUCCAGUUUCA
This is a messenger RNA of Orbicella faveolata, 2520 nucleotides long. RefSeq lists its product as uncharacterized. NCBI's taxonomy places the organism in Eukaryota, Metazoa, Cnidaria, Anthozoa, Scleractinia, Merulinidae. The record is from RefSeq and is a predicted model, not a curated record.